UCACCAACCCCCCACCCCAGCUCACUCACUCACUCACUCUCACACACCCACUUUACUUCCUCCACUCUUCAGGUCACAUCGGCAGCUGCUAGCCAAGUAGCCAAGCCAACGAAGAGAUCGAGAAAGCGAGAGCGUAGCAAGAAGGUGGCAUCAUGGCGACGGCGGUGCAGUGGCCGGUGAUGGUGGUGGUGGUGAUGAUGGGGGCGGUGAUGGCGGCGCGCGUGGGGGCGGACAUGGACGCGGACCGGAGCGAGUGCGCGGAGCAGCUGGUGGGGUUGGCGCCGUGCCUGCAGUACGUGCAGGGGCAGGCGCGGUCGCCGGCGCCGGACUGCUGCGGCGGGCUGAGCCAGGUGCUGGACAAGAGCCCCAAGUGCCUGUGCGUGCUGGUCAAGGACAAGGACGACCCCAACCUGGGCAUCAAGAUCAACGCCUCCCUCGCGCUCGCCCUCCCCUCCGCCUGCCGCAACACCAAGGCCAACGUCUCCCACUGCCCAGAGCUGCUGCACCUCCCUCCGAACUCCAAGGACGCCGCCAUCUUCAGCCCCGGCGGCGACAAGGGCUCCGCUGCAGCUCUAGCCAAGGACAACACGGCGUCGACGGCCAACUCCCGCGCGCAGCAGGCGGCCAGCGCCGGCACCGCCUCCUCGACGGCGACCGCCGGCGUCGCACUGGCGGCGUUGCUCGCCGGCUACCUUGCGCUGCUCCUGCCCGCUGACUUCCUGGCCGCCGCCUCCUCCUUCUAGUCCAUCUCCGUACGUGCGCGUCUGUCUCCUCCCCCCUACGGCGCUACCGAAGAUCGAUCAGGAGCAGGGGAGCCAGGAACCAGUGACUCUGUUUGGGGGAAUGAAAUGCCUCAAGUAGGAUCGAUCAUGCAUGUUGUAGUAUGUGACAGAGAUGGUAGUGGUGGUAGUGGUUGGUUUGUUUUGGUGCUGUAUUGAACUCUUAUGUUUUCGCUGUAUGGAUGACGCAAUAAUUCCACACUUACGGAUGCGGCUA
Molecule: messenger RNA, 996 nt
Organism: Triticum aestivum (bread wheat)
Lineage: Eukaryota; Viridiplantae; Streptophyta; Magnoliopsida; Poales; Poaceae
Product: non-specific lipid transfer protein GPI-anchored 14
Exons: 3
Coding region: 153-743 (196 amino acids)
Biological process (GO): lipid transport
Molecular function (GO): lipid binding
Source: RefSeq, a predicted model, not a curated record